AAAAAAUCAUUUUCAAAUUUCCACCAAGUCGAAAGGUUGGCGAGUGCGGAAGAAUAAUCGCAAACUUAAAUUGUGUUGGCCCGUCUGAAUUAAAAAAAAAAGAGAUUAAAAUGCCUCAAUUGCAGAAGCCCGCUCCCAACUUCUCCGGAACUGCUGUCGUCGAUGGCGUGUUCAAGGAUAUCAAAUUAAGCGAUUAUAAGGGCAAAUAUUUGAUCAUUUUCUUUUAUCCCUUGGAUUUCACCUUUGUAUGCCCCACGGAAAUUAUUGCCUUCUCGGAGCGUGCAGCUGAAUUCCGUAACAUCAAUUGUGAAGUCAUUGGCUGCUCCACAGACAGUCAAUUCACUCACUUGGCUUGGAUUAAUACACCCCGUAAACAGGGUGGUCUUGGCAGCAUGGACAUCCCACUGUUGGCUGAUAAGUCAAUGAAGGUUGCUCGUGAUUAUGGUGUUUUGGAUGAGGAGACUGGCAUCCCAUUCCGUGGUCUCUUCAUUAUCGAUGAUAAGCAAAAUUUGCGCCAAAUAACCAUCAAUGAUUUGCCUGUGGGACGCAGCGUUGAUGAGACUUUGCGAUUGGUUCAGGCCUUCCAGUAUACCGAUAAAUAUGGCGAAGUUUGCCCAGCCAACUGGAAGCCUGGACAAAAGACUAUGGUGGCCGAUCCCACCAAGUCCAAGGAAUAUUUCUCAACCACUUCUUAAGCGCAGAAAUAAUAUGUAUAUGAAAAGAAAAGAUGCUACUACAUACAAACACACAUACACAUACAUACAUAUUUCUAUAUAUUUAACCCUUAGAUCGUAGAUCGAUGUAUACCUAAGUGAAAAAGUGAAAAAAAAACAAAUACCUACUACUUUUUCGUAUAAUAAAAUUUUCUAAAAACCCCAAAACACGUGGGCAAACUUUGAACUCCCCCCACUAGUACACACAUAUAUCACCUAAAA
Molecule: messenger RNA, 935 nt
Organism: Drosophila willistoni
Lineage: Eukaryota; Metazoa; Arthropoda; Insecta; Diptera; Drosophilidae
Product: peroxiredoxin 1
Exons: 2
Coding region: 111-695 (194 amino acids)
Biological process (GO): cellular response to stress; hydrogen peroxide catabolic process; response to oxidative stress
Cellular component (GO): cytosol
Molecular function (GO): thioredoxin peroxidase activity
Source: RefSeq, a predicted model, not a curated record